CUGGGAGGCGGCGGCAGCAGGAUGAGAGUGAACGGGAGCGAACUGAACAGCUCCGUCCUCCCGCGGGAGCCGCCGGCCGAGGGCGCCCCGCGCCGCCCGCCCUGGGUGACCUCUACUUUGGCCGCCAUCCUCAUCUUCACCAUCGUGGUGGACCUGCUGGGCAACCUCCUGGUCAUCCUCUCCGUUUACCGCAACAAGAAGCUGCGGAACGCGGGAAAUGUGUUUGUAGUAAGCCUGGCAGUUGCAGACUUGGUUGUAGCAAUCUACCCAUAUCCACUGGUCCUCACAUCUGUAUUUCACAAUGGCUGGAAUCUGGGAUACCUGCAUUGCCAGAUUAGUGGCUUCCUGAUGGGCCUAAGUGUCAUUGGAUCAAUCUUCAAUAUUACAGGCAUCGCUAUCAAUCGGUACUGCUAUAUUUGCCACAGUCUUAAAUACGACAAGCUGUACAGCGACAAGAAUUCAUUGUGCUACGUUGUUCUUAUCUGGAUUCUAACGGUUGUUGCUAUCGUGCCCAACCUGUUUGUGGGAUCGCUACAGUAUGACCCCAGGAUUUACUCGUGUACAUUUGCACAAUCCGUGAGCUCAGCAUAUACAAUAGCCGUUGUCUUUUUCCAUUUCCUGCUGCCCAUAGCCAUAGUUACUUUCUGUUACUUGAGAAUAUGGAUCCUUGUUAUUCAGGUAAGGCGAAGGGUUAAACCAGAUAAUAACCCCAGGCUGAAACCACAUGACUUCAGAAACUUUGUAACCAUGUUUGUGGUAUUUGUACUGUUUGCAGUCUGCUGGGCUCCUUUGAAUUUUAUAGGCCUUGCCGUGGCUGUCAACCCAGAAACUAUAAUCCCUAGGAUUCCAGAAUGGUUGUUUGUAUCUAGUUAUUACAUGGCAUAUUUCAACAGCUGCCUUAAUGCUAUCAUAUAUGGACUCCUGAACCAGAACUUCAGAAGAGAAUACAAGAGAAUUAUUGUCACUCUUUGUACAGCAAAAGUUUUUUACCAAGAUAGUUCUAAUGAUGCAGGAGACAGGAUGAAAAGUAAACCUUCUCCACUGAUUACAAACAACAAUCAAGUGAAGGUGGACUCUGUCUGAAAAUGGGAAUCAUUAUUGUCGCUCAACAGCAUCCAAAUAAAGCAUGUGUUUUAUUAGACCUACUGUUUAAUAUUAUAGUGAAAUAUCUCUUCUACACUGAAAGCAGUUUGAUCAAAUUCCUUGGAUGGUAUUUGGGAACUCAAGUUACAGACCCUUGACAUACAGAUCCUAUUAUACAAUCUUAUAUCUGUCGUAUAACACAAGAUAUCCUUGAGGGAAUUACAAAAUUAUGUAUGGAAUUUAUUUUUUUUUUUAAAUGGAGAUAAACAAUUAGAAAGAAAUUGAAGCAAGUAUCCACGUUGCCAGGCUCAAUAAAAGAAGUCACAAAACUAUUCCUACCACUUUCAGCCUGCUUUUUCUGGCCAGCUUAUGGUCCUGAUUCUAAAGCCUCUGAGAACUUCUUUUAAAAGAUUAAAACAGACCUUUAUGAAAUACAUUAGGAAAUAUGAAGUGAGAAAUCAAGGUAAUUGAAAAUUCAUUAGGAUUUUUGAUAAAUAUCUCUGCCUAUAUUGCUUUGCUCCUAACAUGGACACAAUUAUUGAUUUUUUAGAGAUUAAAUCUCACCAGCCCUCCUAGGAAUGGCAUUCUCAACUGACUUCUCAAUUUUAAAAUAGCUUUUAGGAGGAGAAAUGUAUGUGACUGGUUAUCUUCAAAGCUACAAGGGCAGGAGGAUAGACAGCAAGAAAAGAAAAGAGCCAUGAAUCAUCAGCUCAAGCCAUUUGGGCAUGAAAAUACGUGUAGGAGGGUUGGGAAGAGAAAUAUAAACUACCAUUCUUUCUGAAGAGACAGUAAUUCACCAAAUCAGGAAGUGCUGCAGAGAUGUUUCUGG
Messenger RNA from Athene cunicularia (burrowing owl), 1912 nucleotides. It is a transcript of the gene MTNR1A, whose product is annotated as melatonin receptor 1A. The record is from RefSeq and is a predicted model, not a curated record. Gene Ontology annotation, biological process: G protein-coupled receptor signaling pathway. Lineage: Eukaryota; Metazoa; Chordata; Aves; Strigiformes; Strigidae. Bases 22 to 1083 code for a protein of 353 amino acids. The transcript has 2 exons. Gene Ontology annotation, cellular component: membrane. Gene Ontology annotation, molecular function: melatonin receptor activity.